Messenger RNA from Effrenium voratum, 599 nucleotides. NCBI's taxonomy places the organism in Eukaryota, Dinophyceae, Suessiales, Symbiodiniaceae. The record is from the annotation of a GenBank genome assembly.
CUUCUCGCAACUCUUCAGCCGGUGGGUUCUUCCCGCACCAUGACGGCGCUAUGAGCGGACUGGACUGGCUCUGGACGGUCGUGUGCUGCGCGCGGAAAGCCCGAGAUGGCCCUUCCCUUCCAGGCUUCCAUGACUCGGCGCGAUCGCCGGCGACGUCCUCCUUUGCGGCUGACGAGGAGAAAGACGCAGCGACCAUCUCGACCACUUGCAGCGAUCGAGAACGCUUCAGUGGUGCCAGCGAGGAGAGCCCGGAGAUCUGGCAGCCGCAGUCUCCGCUGAUGGAGGAGCCCUCUGAGUCCUCGUCCGCCGAACCAAUCGACUUGGAGGUAUUCCUGGAAGCGGAAACCGUGCAGGUGCGAUCCCGCAGGAUCGAAUCGCUGGACGACUUCCUGGCCUGAUGCACGCCCUAGCGCCAUCUUCCGAAAGCGCACAGGAAGUUGCACAUGUCAAAAACCUGGCUCAAGUGAACCGCAUUGAACGUUACAUGUGUGCGGGCAUGCGGUAUGUUAUGGCCGGGGCUCACAAAGUGAGCGCCCUGCCUCCUACUUUUGACAAGCUUAGUUGGCUGUGUCAAAUAGGUGCCAGGGUCGACAUGUACA